Microcebus murinus (gray mouse lemur) is the source of this 7178-nucleotide messenger RNA. NCBI's taxonomy places the organism in Eukaryota, Metazoa, Chordata, Mammalia, Primates, Cheirogaleidae. The record is from RefSeq and is a predicted model, not a curated record.
ACUGCGAUGCGCCCCACAUGACCGAAGGCUCGCGCGCGGCUGCUCAGCUGCACGUCUGGCCCGGAGUCCCGCGUGGAAGCAGCUCUGGGCUGGAGUCUCCCGGCGUCCCUGCUUGGGCAGAGUUCAGGACCUGUUGCUCGAACCAUACGUGCAAAUUCAGGUGACCCAUGCCAAGGACCAGAGCCGACGGAUGGACCAAUGGGUUGCCUCCAUCCUUACACCUCACCCCCCACCUCCCCAAGGCACGCUCGCUGAGGAAGCCUUGAAGACUGCCCUUUUUGAUCUCUCUUGGGUGAUCCUGACCACCGUAGGUUUGCAGUCAUGACAUUUCAUUGCCCUACAUACUGCAAAAUGUCAUAGUGCUGAGCUCUGGUAAAUUGCUUUGGGGUGGAAGGUGCUGUCACUGACAGCACGAAGAGGAGGGGAAAUGGAGCUUGCAGAAACUAAAUUAGCCACAUUUUAAAUUUAGCCCCUGGUAAAGUUCCCCGUAAGACUGAGGAGGUGCAGUGCUUCUCUCUGUCCAACCUGGCUGGUCGGUCUUCUCUGGUUGCAGAAAUUGAGCCCCAGAAUCUGAUCACGAGUGCUGUUUAGAGCGGUUUCUGUAGAAAUGUAGCCUUGCUAAUAAAGGAAACAGUGCUUGGUCAAUCUACAGAGUUGUCUUCAAUUUUUCCAACCCCAGUCAUUGCCCUUUCUGUGUUUCACUGAGGCUUCUAACAGCUGGAACCAUUAAUGUGUAAAAGAAGAAAGGUAUGAGAAAUAAGCACAUCUAACUGGCUUAUUUCUCGGGGGCUUAGUUUAGAGUAGCUUGUUUCUCCGGGCUGGGACCUCAUUCCUUUAUUUAUUUCAGAGGGUGAGGUUUCAGUAAUGUUCUGUGUUUGAACAUUGUAAAAAUGUUUUCCUUAUUUUAAAAAGGGGGAAGGUGCAAGCAACUCUUGAAGUCUUAGGAUACCUUAAACUUUGAACUAGGAGAGUGUGAUAAUACGUAAUCCCACCAAAACAAUGGUGUAGGUAUUAUUAUAUACCCAUUAUAUAGACGAGCCCACUGAGGUUCAGAGAAUUUGGUAUGUCUAAGGCCAUACACACAGGGAUGGAGCUGAGAAUGGAUUACAGGUUUUUAAUUAACUACAGGUUUGUAGGCUGAAGAUGUCUCUUUUCUUCAAUUCCCCAGUUGUUGACUGGAUCAUUUUGUUCGUUGAUUAAAUUGGUGGCUUUUUAUUUCUUUUUUUAAUGUUACAAAAUGUCACAAAAUGGGUCAAUUAUUGAAAAAAAGUCCUAAUCUUGUCUUUAGAAAACUGUUAAACUAUCUGAAAAUCUCAUGCAGAUAGUACAGACCUAAAUGUCCUCAUCUUCACUUUGCUCAUUGACUUAAUAUAUGUUCAACAUUUGAGCCAUUUCUGUAGAAAAUUGAAUUCAGCAAGGACUUUGUGGAUUUCUUAAAUUUUUUUUCUGAUUUCUCUUUCCUAAUGACUUGUAGGUAUGCAUGUGUCUGUUUCUCUAUGGUUAUUCCUUCCAUACUGCCCUUGUACGAGGUAAAAUAUACCGAAAUCUUUUUUGAAUUGCAGACUUUUUCCUUCUAGUCCUUUUCACAGAACUAGAGCAAUAUAGAAUUGGUUUGAGAAAUAGUGUAAGUCCCUCAGAAAGAUCCCUACAAUAUCUAGCAUUCGUCAUUAAACGGUUGUUCUCAGAGUUGCCUCUGUGUACAAAAAAUGUAAAUGUGUUAAAAGCCAUGCUUGUAGAAAUAUGAUCCUUUGUUAACAAGCCAGUGUAAAUUAAUAUCUCAGUUGCCGAAAUCCAGGAAUAAAAUGUUUUGUGGCUAUCCUACAGGAUAUGGCAUUUGGCAUUUGGGAACAGAGAGAGUAGUACCCUGACAAGCAGAAGGUACUGUUUUACAAGGAAAGAUUUUUACACUGGAGUCAAGAAGUGGGUGGAAGGCAUAGAGGAUUCGUGGUAGUGAUGGGGCAUCAACGAUGAAAUUGAGUUAAUUCACAUUUUUUCAUCACCUAGAGAUCCAAGGUUUAUUUAGAAACUCACACAGUUAAAACAAAUGGACCAACUUAUUUAUUGGGCAAGUACUCUGAGCCAGGUACUGCUAUGGGAAUGGUAUUCAAGCCUCCCAACAACCCAGAAAGGUAGAUAUUAUUUUUUCUAUUUUAAGAUGAGAAAGCAGAGGCACAGAGGGGUUUGUGAACUUUUCCAGGGUCACACAGCCAUUAACUUAAGCCUCUUACUCUUUCCAGUACAUUUUGAUACCUACCCUUGAAGGCCUUCCAUGAAGAACCUAGGGUCCCAGGUUCUCAACAAGGGCCUAGUGGUUCUUAUGGAAGUUUCUGCAUCAGAAGUCAGUGCCAGAGCCAUGCAGGAACUCUAAAAUGAGGGGACAGGAGGCAGGUGGACAAGGGUGCCUGACGGGAUAGUCCUGGAUAGCUCUGACCAGGGGUUGCUCCAUGGGAGAAGGAGAGUGGCCCUGCAGAUAUUGAGAGUGUAGGGCAUUACUAGCAUUGACCUGGGAGGGGAUGGCAGUUGACGUUCCAGAUGAGGCUCCCAGAGGGGAGAGGCAGGGAAGUAAGUACCUCCACCCCCCUCGGAAUGCCUUCUGUUGUGCUCUGUCCUCUUAUCCUCCAUAUAAAUUAGGGAGCCUGUGAGACUUGCUUCCAUUUUAAUUGGACUUGGCCGCAACCUCUCUCUCUUUAAAUAUUCUUUUCUUAUGCUUUGCCAGUUUAUGGCCUUUGUAGAUCAAUCCUUGGGUUUCAUUUAGGGGAGAGGAAAAAAAAAGCAAAGGUUAGUGAUUACCUAAAUUGGAUUAAGUUCUGUCUAGCAGCGUUUAAAGAAAUGCUGCUUGCUGUCUAAUUACCAUCAACUAGGAAUUUAAACGGUCUAUUAAAUUUAAGCUGACUUUUAUUUUUUUUUUUUAAACUCCCUGAUAUUUCCAGCUGUAAUGUAUUCUGGGAUUUUUGAGGCUUUUAUGUAUUCUUCUCAUGCGUAAAGGACAUUCUCUGCCUCCCCCAUUUUAAAACUAUUACAUUUCUGUAACAGGAUAAUAAAUGAUGUUGUUAUACACAGGCGUCAUUAAAGAGAAGAAGCUCAAAGCCAGGUUCAGCUGGCUCUGUCAGCCUCAAGAGCAACUUAGUUAACUGAGUUAACCCAGAAGUAUUCUGGAGAGGAGUAGAACUCAUCCGGAUCACUCUCAUUUCCUCGUUUGACCAUGGCCUGUGGGAAGACCUGGUAAACAUCUACCCCCUGCCAAACAAUCCAUCAUUAUUAUUUGCACAGUUUAUUUGGCAGAUAACUAUAUAUUACAUAAAAUUCUGUAUUUGCCCAUAUGUUAAUCUCUCUAGGCUUUCUUUCUCUCUCCCUCUCCUCAAUUUUGAGGUAUAAAUAUAAGAUUUCUCUAUCACACAUAUCAGUAUUCUGGUUUCGCUGUAGCUGGUUGCCAAAUGCCAGCAACACCUAGUUUCUUGCUCUCUCCUUUCUUUACUUGUUAUAGAACUUUCUCCAACUUUGCUGGUUCUUUUUGACACAGGCUGCGAUCUUCUAGUUUUGUUGAAGGCAUCUUUGACGGCAGUUGGGUUUCCAGCAAAUACUAGGAUUAAGGCACGAUGUUGGACCGCUUCAGCUGUUUAGGAGUAUGUCGGCUUAAUUUGAGCCUGUAAUAUUAUUAUAGCCAAAAGAAUUUGUUUUUGUCUUCUUCCCAAGGACUGGGGGCAAACACCCACCAUUAGCUCUGACGUGUGUCUGUGUUAGCCUGCACUGAGCUGCCUCAAACCCUGUUACAACCUGCUCGUGACCUCAGCUGCGUAAAUCCUCGGGGUAAACCCUUUUUACGCUUGCUGUUUAAUUCUGCAUGCUUCUUUGGAACUGGUUUAGCAUCAUUCCCCAGAAGUCUUUUGGGGAGAUUGCAUCCACUCUGCUGUCCUGUUGGAGAACUCUGCUUCGUCAUGCUGGCUGCCGGGCGCCACCACGGUGGGGGCUACUUUCCUUAUAAAAUUUAGGGGGGCAGCAUCCGUGGGUAAACACAGUAAUCCUCUGUGGUGCUGGAGAUAAUUUUUUUAAACAAAUUAUUCACCAAUAGGACAGUAGACCCCUUUCAGGCUUCAUGACAGCCCCCCACCCCAAAGGUCGGUAUCCUCUUUUCAGAGAGGCUGAGCUGUUGAAAGAGCCCAUGCUUUGCUCCUAACUGGCAUCGUGGAGUUUUCCUAUCUAUAAAAUAAUGAGAUUGGCCCACCACGGAGGUUCCUUUCUGUUCUAAAAUUCUGUGGUUGCCAAGGAAGCCGGUCGAAAGCUGUGCUCCUCAAAGUGUGCACGAGUCACCCGGAGAGCCUGGUGUUGGCUACAUUUUUGUGAUUUUAAGAAAGCCUGAGGGCGGGAAGGCAGCCCCGGGAGAAGCCCUUUUCCUGGGCAGUGAGAACCUUCCGGUGCUAGAGGCGAAGCCGAACCCUCACCUGGACUUAUGACCCGCGGCUUCCCUCCCAUUCUGCCCGUCGAGUUCCACAAGAUGGGCUCCUUCCGCAGGCCCAGACCGCGCUUCAUGAGCUCCCCGGUGCUCAGCGACCUGCCCCGAUUCCAAGCCACCCGGCAGGCUCUGCAGCUGAGCUCCAGCUCGGCCUGGAACAGCGUCCAGACUGCUGUGAUCAACGUGUUCAAAGGGGGUGGCUUGCAAAGCAACGAGCUCUAUGCACUGAACGAAAACAUCAGGCGGCUGUUGAAGAGUGAACUUGGAUCGUUCAUUACAGACUAUUUCCAGAACCAGCUUCUCGCAAAAGGACUGUUCUUUGUGGAGGAGAAGAUCAAGCUGUGUGAAGGUGAAAAUCGCAUUGAGGUUCUGGCUGAAGUCUGGGACCACUUCUUCACUGAGACUCUCCCCACCCUGCAGGCAAUAUUUUACCCAGUUCAGGGCCAGGAGCUGACCAUCCGCCAGAUCUCCCUGCUGGGCUUCCGAGACCUGGUCCUGCUGAAGGUGAAGCUGGGCGACUUGCUGCUGCUGGCCCAGCCCAAGCCGCCCUCAUCCAUCGUCCAGAUGUUGCUCAUCCUGCAGAGUGUUCACGAGCCCACAGGCCCGAGUGAGGGUUACUUGCAGCUGGAGGAGCUGGUGAAGCAGGUGGUUUCUCCUUUCCUCGGCGUCAGCGGGGACCGUGGCUGCUCAGGCCCCACGUACACGCUGGGCAGGCGGCACUCCAGGGUCCGGCCCAAGGUGACUCUGCUGAACUUUGCCUCGCCCAUGAGCACGGCCAGCCGGCCGCUGAACGAGAUGGCCCUGACGCCACUGACGGAGCAGGAGGGGGAGGCCUACCUGGAGAAGUGCGGCAGCGUGCGGCGGCACACGGUGGCCAACGCCCACUCGGACAUCCAGCUGCUGGCCAUGGCCACCAUGAUGCACUCAGGCCUGGGGGAGGAGGCCGGCAAUGAGGACAAGUGCCUGCUCCUGCCGCCCAACUUCCCCCCACACCCGCGGCAGUGCUCCAGCGAGCCCAACAUCACCGACAGCCCUGACGAACUGGAGGAGGGGGCUGGUGGCAGCCAGGAGGGCUCAGAGCUGAACUGCGCUUCCCUCAGCUGAGCCCAGGGCGCGGGUCUUCCCAGCUCCUGCUGUGCAGCCAGGAUGCAAACAGCUCCGUCCCAGUGGGCAGCCGAGGGGCUCUGCCUUUGGGCAAUGCUGCCUUAUUUCUUUUAGGGUACAGGCCUGGUUGAAAUGCCCUAGGAGGUGACCCCUGUGGUAAACCUCUUCAUUUUGGUGACUGUGACCCCCUCCUUGCAGCCACAUAGACCCAGUUGCCGAACGGUCACUGUCUCACUUCCAGCCUCGCCUGCCUGACUCAGAUCCUCGUCUCUGGGCCUUUUCCCCCCGGAUGUUGGACUGCCAAGUCCUCCCAGUGACACAGCCAAUGCCCUUGGCAUGACUGUAGCCGUGAGGUUGUUGGGACACACACAAAACCACCAAGCAUGCGUAGGUCUUUGGGGUUCCCCGGGAGGUUCCCUGUGAUGCUGAAGCUUAUGCAUGAAGAGAGGAGCGAGGUCACCCCUUUCCUCUUUUGUGUGGAGUGAAAGUGGGCUGCACCCCUGCCAAGCAUGGGAACGUGGCUUCCUUAUUUUAGUUCCAGAAUGACUGGGAAAGAGCUGCCCCACUGCCUUCACUGCAUCCAGGUCCUGUGCUGCCUACACGAAGGCUUUGGCUUUCGGCCCGGAAGGCGGCAAGGCUGGGGCAGCCCCGUCUUUCACUGAACGGCGCGUUUCCCUCUCAAGUUUCCCCCAAGCUCAAGGAACUAACCUCCAGAGGAGUAGCUGCUGCCCGAACCUCUCUCUCAUUUCAGAAAUGGACCGAUUUCUUAUUGUGGGUAUGAGAGGCUGGCUGAUACCAACCAACUAGUCUGUACCUGGAUUUGACUUGAAUUUUUAACAUGUGUAUUGUUUCCAAAAAAAAAAAAAAAGUUUGCAAAUAUUUGCACGUAGGAUCUUGCACUGUUCAUUUCUAAUGGGGUGUGUUUUCGAACUAAAAAACAAGCAAACCCCCUGGGAAAGGAACCUGGAAAUGGUCCAGAGAAAGUGACCCAUGGCAAGCAGGGCUGUUACGCUGCAGAGCUCUGGAAGCAGCUGGAUUUGAAUCCAGAACGCCCUGUGUUUGUGAGUGGUUUCUAGGAGAAGCUGCAUUGGAGUGGGGAGACUUCAGUUUGCCUCAUGGGCAGAGGACUGUAGCAAAUGGAAUGUUUCCAUGCUUCAAAGCGGGGCGGGAGGGUGCGGGCAGGAACUUGGGGAGGGAUGUUUAUUCCCUGUGAUUAAAGAAGUGCCCAGAAGUGCCUGGAAUUUCUAACAUGUGAGGGCUCAGAGUGCCAUUUGGGGACAGCCGACUCUGGCACUGUGCUGGUCCUUAAUACUGCUCCCUGCGGGUCUGGGGCUCUUUAUACACCUUGAAUCCCUGCCCACCUCCACUGUAUUUGCCGUCAGCCUCCCUGACAACAGCUCCAGGAAAAGAAACAGCUCCCCUGACCGUCCUGCCAGUGUUUAUGAAGUCUCAAGGACGUGAGCCACCUUGGCUUCCAGUAUGGCAAGUGGGGGCUGGGCAGAAGGCAAGGUUCAGUUUAAGCGGCCAUCGGGGGAAGAGACCUUCUAAAUUCAUCUAAGUCUUUUUUUUUUGAGACAAGAGUCUCACUUUGUUGCCCAGGCUAGGCUGAGUGCCGUGGCGUCGG